CGACGGUCAAAUCAUGCGGAAACACACGGAGGCUAAGGCCCGAUUACUACGAAAGUGGGCUCGUUGUAAUCAGCUCGAUGAGACGGUUCGAAUGGUGUGGGUUGCGCUGGCAAAGGCCCGAGGGUUGUUCGAAGCGAUGGGCAAACAGCUAUGCGCAGCGCAUCAACUUCACAUCGACGGACACACACGCAACAUGUGUUAAAGAUAAAGCGGAGUAGACAGGGGCAGCUACGCCAUAAAGACGGGAUUUGUUUCGUGAGUUCCUUUCCUCCUUCUGGUAUCUACUUCCAGGUCAGCCAUGAUGGUGAAGACGGACGUCACAAUCAACGACAGGUACCAAGCUCUGUGCAAAAGGGUUCCAGUAGUUGAUACUCAUAACGAUUUCCCCUACUCUCUGAGAGUCCAGUUCCACAAUGAGAUCCAUUCAGGGCUGGGCAAAGGCUUCGACUUUGACUCCUACUUGACAAGUCACACGGAUUUGCAGAAGAUGAAGCAGGGUGGGAUUGGAAUCCAGUUCUUCAGCUGCUUCAUCGAGUGCAAGGACGGGGAUUAUCUCUAUGAUGACUUCAACAAAUCCAACUCUGCCGUCCGAGAUACCUUGGAGCAGAUCGACGUUAUCAAGAGACUGGUUGAGGAGUACUCUGAGUGUUUGGCCUUUGUUCACACCUCCGACGAGGCAAUGAGGCUCUUCUCGGACUCACAAAAGAUCUCUAUAACCCUCGGAGUCGAGGGCCUCCACCAGUGCGACCUGUCCCUUGCAGUGGUCAGACAGUACUAUGAGCUUGGUGUUCGUUAUAUAACGCUGACUCACAACUGCGAUAAUCCUUUCGCCACUGCUGCUUCCUCCAUCACGGGUGGUAAACCGGAUAGAGGCUUAACUCAGUACGGUAGGGAGUGUGUCAAGGAGAUGAACCGGUUAGGGAUGAUCUGCGACUUGAGCCAUGUGUCCUAUAAGACCAUGGUUGAUGUUUUGGAAGUGACACAGUCACCUGUGAUCUUUUCUCAUUCAAGUGUGUAUUCAUUGACUCCUCACGAGAGAAACGUUAGGGAUGACGUCCUCGUCAAGGUGAAAGAGAAUGGAGGUGUCAUCUGUAUCAACUUCUUCCCACUGUUCUUGAAACAGGAUAAGCGAGACGUGUGCACCAUCGAUGAUGCAGUUGAUCAUAUUGUUCACGUAAUCAAGUUGAUUGGAUGGGAUCACGUUGGAUUCGGUUCAGAUUUUGACGGCAUUCCACAAGGUCCAAGAGGACUGGAGGAUGUCUCCAAGUAUCCGGAUCUUAUUAAGCUCGUAUGGGAGCAAACCGGUGCUCAGGAAGAGGACAUUGCCAAGUUGAUGGGACUGAACGUGGUUCGUGUUUGGAAAGAGAACGAAUUGGUCUCACAAAAGUUGAAGAAGCAAUUACCAGUGGAGUCCAAUUGGUCUGAAAGAAGAUGGGAGUUCUAUGAAUAUGCUAGAGAAUUCCCAGAGAUCCUUCCUGGUGCAUUUGGAAAAGUGAAUAACAUAUGGUCAUCUGAACAAGCGUUGGAUAACAAAUAG
Molecule: messenger RNA, 1537 nt
Organism: Williopsis jadinii
Lineage: Eukaryota; Fungi; Ascomycota; Saccharomycetes; Phaffomycetales; Wickerhamomycetaceae
Product: dipeptidase
Exons: 1
Coding region: 299-1537 (412 amino acids)
Biological process (GO): proteolysis
Molecular function (GO): metallodipeptidase activity
Source: RefSeq, a predicted model, not a curated record